Molecule: messenger RNA, 1601 nt
Organism: Hibiscus syriacus
Lineage: Eukaryota; Viridiplantae; Streptophyta; Magnoliopsida; Malvales; Malvaceae
Product: F-box/kelch-repeat protein At1g55270-like
Exons: 3
Coding region: 39-1355 (438 amino acids)
Molecular function (GO): protein binding
Source: RefSeq, a predicted model, not a curated record
UCUCGAUCAUUAUAGACAAAUUUGACUCUAUCUAAAGGAUGGAGCAAUCUAUUUCCCAGCAGUCACCCAAUGCUCUCAGAGGGUUUCGAGUUCAAGCUCCAUUGGUUGAUUCUGUAUCUUGCUAUUGUAAAGUUGAUUCUGGAUUGAAGACAGUUGCUGAGGCCAGAAAAUUUGUCCCAGGAUCGAAGCUUUGUAUCCAGCCUGAUAUCAAUCCCAAUGCACACAAGAGUAAAAGCUCUCGCAGAGAGAGGACUCGAGUCCAGCCACCUCUUCUCCCUGGCCUUCCUGAUGAUCUUGCCAUUGCAUGUCUGAUUCGAGUUCCUCGUGCUGAACACCGAAAACUCCGUGUAGUUUGCAAGAGAUGGUAUCGGCUUUUGGCUGGUAAUUUCUUUUAUUCUCUUAGGAAAAGUCUUGGAAUGGCAGAAGAGUGGGUUUAUGUCUUCAAACGAGAUCGUGAUGGAAAGAUAUCAUGGAAUGCAUUUGACCCUAUCUAUCAGCUGUGGCAGCCACUUGCUCCAGUUCCAAGGGAGUACUCUGAGGCCGUCGGUUUUGGCUGUGCUGUUCUAAGUGGUUGCCACCUGUACUUGUUUGGAGGAAAGGAUCGACAAAGGGGUUCAAUGAGACGUGUUAUUUUCUACAGUGCUCGGACUAACAAAUGGCACAGAGCACCAGAUAUGCUUCGAAAACGUCAUUUCAUUGGUUCCUGUGUAAUAAAUAAUUGCCUUUAUGUGGCUGGUGGAGAAUGUGAGGGAAUUCAUAGGACUUUACGAUCUGCUGAAGUUUAUGAUCCUAACAAAAACAGAUGGAGUUUUGUUCAAGAUAUGAGCACAGCUAUGGUACCUUUCAUUGGGGUAGUUUAUGAUGGGAAGUGGUUUGUUAAAGGGCUGGGGUCCCAUCGUGAGGUUAUGAGUGAAGUAUAUGAUCCCGAAUCUAAUUCCUGGUCUCCUGCUAGUGGUGGGAUGGUUUCCGGUUGGCGCAACCCUAGUAUAUCUUUAAACGGACAGCUGUAUGCCCCGGAUUGCCGUGAUGGAUGCAAGCUUAGGGUGUAUGAUGGAGCCACAGAUUCUUGGAGUAAGUUCAUUGAUAGUAAGCUCCAUUUGGGGAGUUCUCGAGCCUUGGAGGCUGCUGGCCUAGUUCCUCUCAAUGGCAAGCUUUGUGUCAUCCGCAAUAACAUGAGCAUAAGUCUCGUUGAUGUUUCCAGCCCGGAUAAACAGGUUGAAAGCAAUCCUCAGCUUUGGGAAAACAUUGCAGGUAGAGGACAUUUCAGGACUCUUUUUACUAAUAUAUGGUCGAGUAUAGCAGGGCGAAGUAGCUUGAGAAGUCAUAUCAUUCACUGUCAGGUGCUUCAAGCAUGAUAAGGGAGAUUGGAAUAUACCCAUCCAUGUUCAAAUUUCCCGCAUUUGUUUAGUUUUUCUUGCCUUGGUAGUCAGAUCUCAAAUGUUUAUUCGUUCACUGAUAUUUCACAGUUCGGCUCAGCAUCUCCUGAAUGGAAAAACUGACUAUAUUCUCCGUUACCUUUCCCGACGUUUUGAUUCUUGCUAUGGUGAUUGAUAUCAACGGUGAGCCCCUAGGAGAGGGGACUGAUAUCCACAUUAGGAAUG